CAGGACAUGCAUUCCAGCUCUUCUCACACUCUCAAAGAUCUCUAACAAAAACCACAGAAGAUGGCCCACUUCAACCUGUCUACAGUCUGCCUGAUGCUUCUUCUAUCUCUCAGUCUCUUCAGUGUGCAGGCAAAUACAGCAUGCUGCACUAAAUACUCACGUGGUGAAUUACCACUGGAAUACAUAAAGGGCUUCUCCAUUCAAGCUGACCAUGGCAAGUGCAACAUCAAUGCAGUCAUUUUCCUCACCAUGAAAGGCAGAAAGGUGUGUGCUAACCCUACCAAUGAGUGGGUGAUGGACAGGAUCCAGCAACUAAGGGCCGUGGUUCAAAGAAUGACCAAGAAGUGACCAAGAACAGCAACACAACUGAAGUUCAAUGAUGUGUAUUUCCUUGAUUCAGCUAACAGAUGACCUUAGUAAAUAUUGAAAUACCAGUUGAAUUGUAUGUUAGUAUUUAUCACUUGCAUCUCUGAAUUAUGAUGAAUGUUGUAGCAUUUAUUAUAAUAUCAUAAUAUUAUGCUGUUUUUCUUUUUAUGAUUUGAGUCGAUAACAUUUUAAUAGACAUAUUAACUUAUUUUGUGAAUUACAUGUACAUUUAUAAAUUGUGAUUUACAAUUUUGUAAU
Molecule: messenger RNA, 624 nt
Organism: Conger conger (European conger)
Lineage: Eukaryota; Metazoa; Chordata; Actinopteri; Anguilliformes; Congridae
Product: C-C motif chemokine 20-like
Exons: 4
Coding region: 61-348 (95 amino acids)
Biological process (GO): cellular response to tumor necrosis factor; cellular response to interleukin-1; cellular response to type II interferon
Cellular component (GO): extracellular region
Molecular function (GO): CCR chemokine receptor binding; chemokine activity
Source: RefSeq, a predicted model, not a curated record